GUCUGCUACCCCGACCACAGUGCCUGCAUGCUCCAUGAAGUAACUUCAGAGGCCAUGAGGCUGCCCCUGCCGUUGCUGCUAGUGUUUGGGUGCAAGGCUAUCCUGGGAAGCCUUGGGGAUAAUAAGGCCUCCCUCUCAGCUACCGCUCCAGUGUUGGAUGAUGAAGAGAAGUACGCCUCUUACAUGCCUGAUCACCUGCGCUGUGAUGCCUGCCGGGCCGUGGCCUACCAAAUGGGGCAACAUCUGGAAAAAGCAGAGGCUAAGUCUCCAGACUCCAGCGACUUGCAGGAGUUGAGCGAGUCGAUAUACACGGAUGUCCUGGACCGGACCUGCUCUCAGAAAUGGCAAUCCUAUGGCGUCCAGGAAGUGAACCAGAUGAAACGUCUCGUGGGCCCAGGACUAAGCAAGGGGACAGAGGCACCCAUCAGCGUGAUGAUUACUGGGGGCCCCUGGCCCAAUAGGCUCUCCAGGACGUGUUUCCAGUAUCUGGGAGAGUUUGAAGAAGACCAGAUCUAUGAAGCCUACCGCCAAGGUCAUGAGACCCUGGAGGCGCUGCUGUGUGGGGGCCCUCGGGGGUCCUGCUCACCUGAGAGCCCGAGAGAAGAGCUUUAGUGCCGGUGGGGACACCUGUGGGUCUUCUCUCUCUUUUUGUAAUUAAUGGUCAUUUGGAGACAGGGUCUCAUCACGCAGCACCGGCUGACCUUGAACUUGUCCUCCUGUGUCAGCCUGGAAAGCGCUGCCUUAACUGUCCCAAGCCUUCCCACGCUUAACCCUUCCUCUUCUUUCAGCGGUGAUGGGGAGGGGCCAGGGAAGCCAGUCCAUCUUCUUCCUCCAUCCCUCGCCGGGGCACUGGGGGUUGGGGACCAAUAAGGCCUUCUACUUUCAAAUAAAGCUCAGUGACCUCGAA
Molecule: messenger RNA, 907 nt
Organism: Mesocricetus auratus (golden hamster)
Lineage: Eukaryota; Metazoa; Chordata; Mammalia; Rodentia; Cricetidae
Gene: Mzb1
Product: marginal zone B and B1 cell specific protein
Exons: 4
Coding region: 28-612 (194 amino acids)
Biological process (GO): regulation of B cell proliferation
Cellular component (GO): extracellular region; endoplasmic reticulum chaperone complex
Source: RefSeq, a predicted model, not a curated record